Molecule: messenger RNA, 754 nt
Organism: Polypterus senegalus (gray bichir)
Lineage: Eukaryota; Metazoa; Chordata; Cladistia; Polypteriformes; Polypteridae
Exons: 3
Coding region: 28-660 (210 amino acids)
Biological process (GO): sterol biosynthetic process
Cellular component (GO): endoplasmic reticulum
Molecular function (GO): sterol 24-C-methyltransferase activity
Source: RefSeq, a predicted model, not a curated record
CCUAGGGGUAAAGCAGACACAUCAGCCAUGCUGCUUGACAAGGUGACUGAGAAGUUUGGUCACCCAACGCUGUCAUUAACAGGCUGGAUGAUAAAGAAAAUUCUGGAAAAUAUACAUGAGACUCUAGAGAUAAAUACAGCAAAACUUGCACAGAUCCAGCCAGACAGCGCAGUAUUGGAAGUGGGCUUUGGACCCGGUUUGGGGCUCCAGGAAGCUAUCCGUUACCUAACCAACGCUAAGGGUAAGCUGUAUGGACUCGACCACUCUGAAUAUAUGUACAGUGUGGCCAGUAAGCGACUCCGGGAGCAGAUUGCCUCUGGGAAGGCACAACUUUUUCUGGGCAGUGUGGAGAAGAUACCAUUACCAGACUCAGUUGUGGACAGAGUGUUUCAUUCCAACUGUCAUUACUACUGGCCAGAUCUCAAGAAGGGUUCUGUUGAACUUCACAGAGUGAUGAAACCAGAAGGAGUGAUGGUAACUACAUUCAAGCUGCACAGUAUCAAAAAGGAGGUUUACUUUGGGCCCCUUCGAGGUAAGAUAUGGCAGCCAGAACCCUACAUUGAUGUCCUGCAGGCCACUGGAUUCAAAGAUGUUUACAUGGAAGACAGGGAAGACAGAGGUCUCAAGUUUAAUGCCAUAUUCGCUACAGCAUCCAAAUAAGCAAUGGCCACUGAGUCAUAUUUGAGGUUUAAAAUUAAUUUUUCAGGAAUUGUUUUUCUGCUUUACUUGAGGUAGACUUUUCACAAUGCUUUCA